AUGACCCAGAAAUCUUCACCAUUGGUAUCGCCGCCGCUCCCAGCUACAGCUCGACCACGGAUUCGUGAGUUGGGCUACAGCCCCGGAAAGUUUGCGCCAGGACCCAAGAACUCAAUUCUUGACGUGCCAGGCGUACAAGUCGGCCAAGUCACCGUCAAUGAAGGUACCGAUAUCCAUACUGGAUUAACGGUCAUUUUGCCCCGUGGAAUAAAAGAAACCCGCCUGACCCCGUGCUAUGCGGCAACCCACGACCUCAAUGGGAUGGGUGAAUUGACCGGAACUCAUGCCCUCGCUGAAUAUGGAUACAUCAACACACCAAUCGCAAUUACCAACACUGUCAGCGUGGGCAAGGUUUACGACGGCCUUUUCCUAUGGCAAAUGGAACAAGCUCGUAAAGACGGGGAAGAUGACAUCGAAAGCCUACGACGUUUUUGCAUACCUGUUGUAGGAGAGACGUACGAUGGACUCCUAAACGAUAUCAGUGCCUCUGUUUUGGAUAAAGACUCUGUUUACGCUGCUCUCCAAGUUGCUCAAUCUCAAACAGAGGUCCAAGAAGGCAACUAUGGCGGUGGCACAGCUAUGCGAUGCCACGGGUAUAAGGGCGGAACUGGCACCAGCUCGAGAAUCGUUCCUGGUGCUGAUCGUGACUACACAGUUGGUGUCUUAGUCCAGGCUAAUCACGGCCAGAAACCCGAUCUGAGGAUUGGAAAUGUGCCAAUCGGCGAGUUACUGAUAGCUGAGGAAGCCAAAGCCAAAGAAAAGGCAGCGGAAGCGUCUAGCCAGCUACCCAUUGGCGGCAAGGCAGCAGAAGGAAGCAUCAUAGUAUUAAUCAUAACUGACGCUCCCUUACUGCCGCAUCAACUGCGCCGUCUCGCUCAGCAUGCCGGAAUGGGCAUCACUCAGGUAGGGGGUCAUUCUGCGGGACGAAACUUCUCUGGAGAGAUCUUCCUUGCGCUGUCGACAGGAACCUCGCCGAAUCAGCUUGCUACCGCAUCAGAUGGUAUGGGCUAUCUGCCUCCGCUGGAGAGUCAGCGUGUCGAAACUCUAAAGAACGAAACGAUUGACACUCUUUUCUACGUUGUAUCGGAGACAACUGAAGAAGCCAUUCUGAACGCCAUGUGCAAAGCCGAGACUAUGGCUGGUUUCAAAGGUAGGACGACAAAGGCUCUGCCAGUUGACCGAGUGAAGGAGCUCUUGGAGCAGUAUGGCGUUGGUCUGAGAAAAUAG
Molecule: messenger RNA, 1227 nt
Organism: Trichoderma aggressivum f. europaeum
Lineage: Eukaryota; Fungi; Ascomycota; Sordariomycetes; Hypocreales; Hypocreaceae
Exons: 6
Coding region: 1-1227 (408 amino acids)
Molecular function (GO): aminopeptidase activity
Source: RefSeq, a predicted model, not a curated record